Molecule: messenger RNA, 3321 nt
Organism: Nasonia vitripennis (jewel wasp)
Lineage: Eukaryota; Metazoa; Arthropoda; Insecta; Hymenoptera; Pteromalidae
Product: synaptic vesicle glycoprotein 2A
Exons: 12
Coding region: 458-2098 (546 amino acids)
Biological process (GO): transmembrane transport
Cellular component (GO): membrane
Molecular function (GO): transmembrane transporter activity
Source: RefSeq, a predicted model, not a curated record
GAGAUAGAUAGGAGAGAGAGAGAGGAGAGAAGAGGCGCUGACGAUAAAAAGGAGCUGAGACGCGGACGCGCGAGCUUACAUGCGAGUCGCGUGUCGAUCGAACUGUCGGAUUCGCUGUAUUGCCUUAGAGAAGAUUGAGCUUUCUUUUUUUUUUCUUGCCAGACUCUGUACAAGUAGUUUGGUUCGGAUCGCUUAGUGUGCAGUGAAGAGCGGCAGACUUCUCCGGCACGCGAUACUCGUGUCUGCAUCGGCUGUGGUGUGUCUUAUCGGUUACGAGGAUCAGUCUGUGGAUCUUCGGACUCGCAUUGUUGGCUGGUCGAUGACAGAAUCCCCCACGACCGCCGAUAUGCGCUGAUUCGGAAGAUUCGUAGCUGCUGAUCGUCGACUAGUUGAAGGAUAUUUCUUCGUUUUUCUUUUCUUUUUUCUCUGACCGUCUACGUUACUCUUCGCUGCGAAAAUGUACAUGGACGAGGUAACGGCCCAGAAGGCCGUCGAGCAGACAGGCUUCGGCAAGUUCAACAUAAAGGUCACGAUCUGCUGUGCCUUGAUAUUCCUGAACUGCGCGUUCUGCAUCACGAGCGUCGGUUUCGUCGUACCCACAGCCGCCUGUGACUUCCAGAUGACGACGAUCGAUAAGGGUCGCAUCAAUGCCGCCCCUAUGCUAGGUAUGGUGGUCGGCUCGUGCGCCUGGGGCUACUACGCCGAUUUGAAGGGUCGGAGGUCUGCCCUUCUGAUCGCCCUGUUCGUUCAGUUCAUCGUCGAUGCCAUUUCCUCGGUUGUGCCGAGCUACUGGACGUUUGUCUUCCUAAAGUUCCUCAGUGGUUUUAGCUUUACCGGUCAAAUGUCCGUGGUAUUCACGUACCUCGGCGAAUUCCAGCCGACAAAGUACCGAAACACGACCAUGUCCUUCAUGGAGCUAUCCUGGGCGAUCGGUGUCAUAUUCGAAGCCCUGUUCGCUUGGGCGGUGAUACCAUUUCCCUUCUCCUACAAGACCGAGUGGUUCUUCUUCAGCUCGUGGAACCUGUUCGUGUUGGCCAGUGCGUUACCGGCCCUCCUGACCGGCUUAUGGCUGAUAACUUUGCCGGAGACACCGAAAUUCCUGGCGGAAAACGGACAGCGCGACGAACUGCUCAAGGUCCUCACGCGAAUGUACACGGAGAACACCGGCAAUACGGCAGAUCAGUUCAAGGAAAAGCUCGCGACGUCAACGUUUCCCUCGAUCAGCGGUCUGGUGGCGAAAUACGAAAUCUCGCCAGAAGAGGUAGCAGCUGCCGAGAAGAAACUGUCUCUGAGCAUGAAUGAGAAGCUGAUGGAUAUGCUGGCGUCGUCGAAGGACCAAGUGAAGAUGCUACUGCGCAAACCCUACGCCAAGAGAAUCAGCGUCUGCAGCUUCAUCAUGUUCUGCAUGACCUCGACCUACUACUCGCUCAUGACGUGGUUCCCCGAACUGUUCCAAAGGUUCGCUGCGUUCGAGGCCGCUUUCCCUGACGAGUAUGCCAGCGUCUGCACCGUCUCGAAGAGAUUGGCUGCCAUCGCUAAUGAGACUGAGGAGUUUAUGGAAGCAGCGAUCGACCCCUUCGGCUGUGAUACCCCGAUAGACACGAGUGUAUACGUGAACUCGAUCUGGCUAGGCGUCGCUUGUCUGCCUUGCGCUAUUCUUCUGCCCCUGACUGUAGACUACGUUGGAUACCGCAUUUACUUGUUGUUCACAGCAACGAUCGCUUGCGCAGUAACGAUCGCCUUCUUCUUCGUGAAGACGUCCACGCAGAAUCUCGUGCUCUCUUGCAUUUUCGAAGCCUUCACCUCGCUCAAUAUAAGCGUCACCCUUUGCCUCCUCGUCGAGCUGUUCCCCACGAAUCUCAGGGUAAUGGCGACAGGAAUAACGCUUUUGAUCGGUCGCAUAGGUUCGCUUUUCGGCAACAUGUUGUUCGGCUAUCUGAUUGACGACCACUGCUCAAUACUCAUCAUCAUCAUGGCCGCUCAGCUGUUCCUUGCGGCAAGUAUGUGCUGGGCGGCACCGGGCCGAGACAAGCUGAGGAAGAUCCAAGGCUACCCCUUCUUGGAAGUUCAAAAUAAAGCCUUUUCACCGGCCGCGUGAUGGAUCUCUCCGCGUUAUAGCGAGAAAUGUGAAAAAUUGCGAGCCUAUGCAGAGGCGAACUUGAUUUCGCACCUUAAUUGGAGACAAACCAAAGUUUAUACGAGCUUCAGUUGAAUUUGAAGCUGUAAUAUCUGAGUUAGAUAACUACAAGCCUAUAACCUUCAAAAUCGCCUGGCCAAAAAAGAAAAAAACAGUUUCUAGUCCUUUGAGCAACGUCAAUUAACCGAGAAAUUCGCUGCGAUAAGCCGGCAACAGAUUAAUUACGCACUUCUCGUCUCUUCACUCUUAUCUCUCUCUCUCUCUCUCUCUCUCUUUCUCUCGCGACGUCCUCGAUAACGACUCUUGUGUGUUUGCCUAAGGUGAGCAGCUCUACACCUAUAUUACACUAGUGUAACCGUCGUUCCCGCAUUUUCGAGAUUUUCCAAUGCGUGUUUGUUGUACAGAGGCACUUUCCCCGUUCUCGACACCGAAGACAUAAUAUGAGAGAGGGAGAGAGAAGCGGCGAUAAUGCGGCUUUGUAGGUUAUAGGUUUGGGCGCCAAAACCGGCGCGAACCGGUUUCGGUCGGUAUCGUCGUCUGCUAUCGUUAUUACGCGCUCAUUACUCGCGACAAUUAAGCCGGUGUCGCCGACGCUUUUAUAUGGAUUUUAAGCUCCUCUUGAACGUGUCACGACAUACUCCCUAGAGAUUUUUUGUUCGUUCCGUUAGAUCGUUAAGCCUCUACGACGAGUAGUUGGAACGUUCAAUUGGCGAGGCGACGCGCUGGCUUGAUUGAUUCGCGAUUACUAUUAUUAUGACGACGAGAGAAAGAGAACUGAAAGGAUGGAUUUUACCGAUCGAUCGGAGAACUUUUUUUCUCCGAUGAGAGAUCGGUAAGAGAUGUCCGAUUGUUGAGUUUUUGAGUUGAUGCUUGAGAUUGUUCGUUUUUUUAGUACUUAUUAUUCGAGAAAAUGCAUCGUUUGCGCUGAGAUGUGAAAGAGGGCAUAAGCUGGAAACAUUCCAUAGUUUAUGUGUAUUUUAUAAGAGAAGUUGCAAGAUUGUACACUGUAGAUCUUAUACUCCACCCGAUUUUACGUGACAGAAUUAUUAUCACAUCAUAUGUUAGAACGAUAUAGAGAUUGUAAAUAUAAGAGUGAUUUUUUAAAAGUAUUCCACAUUUUAGUAUAAGAACAAUAAUGUACAGAAUAUACAUACUGAAUAUAUUAAAAAAAAAAAAAAAAAAAA